Molecule: messenger RNA, 1863 nt
Organism: Sporisorium graminicola
Lineage: Eukaryota; Fungi; Basidiomycota; Ustilaginomycetes; Ustilaginales; Ustilaginaceae
Exons: 1
Coding region: 1-1863 (620 amino acids)
Biological process (GO): double-strand break repair via nonhomologous end joining
Cellular component (GO): nucleus
Molecular function (GO): DNA-directed DNA polymerase activity; DNA binding
Source: RefSeq, a predicted model, not a curated record
AUGUCCAACCGUACAUUCGCGGCGCCUCAACGUCCACAGCCCGUCCGAUACCAGGACCACAUCGGCUCGCUCUCGCGCUCCGAGAAGACCAUCCAGCGCGUUCUCUCGCAGUCGACACGCGUGCAUGUCCUUCGCGACAAGAUGGAGACCCCGCGGGCCGCAGAGUUAGAGGCUCUAGCACAGCAGUUAGGCGCGCAGGUGACGAGUGGUCCGGAAGCGGCCAAUGUAGUCGUGACGGUGUUGAAGGCGCCGAAGCGGGUGCUGAAGUGGUUUGCGGAUGGAGAGGUGAAUGUUGUGGCUCGGAAGGAGGAGGAGCUGGCGGUGGUGGCCGAAGGAGGGGAGGGGCAGGUGGAGAAGAGGCUGGGUGAGGGUGUGGGGAGGGACUGGAGACGGUUCGUGGUGACGCCGGAGUGGCUGGAGGCGGUUAGGACGGAAGGGACCUUGGUUGACCCUGAUAUAUUCCCUGCUGUGAAGCUGAGGGUCGAAGGGGGAAGAGGAGACGAAACGCAGGCGGAAGCAGCAGUGGCUGGAACGAUAGAUCGAAAGAGGAAACGAAGCCCAAGCGACUCACCCCUCCUUCCGACCACACGCACUUCCGCCCCUCCCAAAGCUCGACGCAAGCCUUCGUCGCCCUCCUCACCAUCACCCUCGUCCUACUACGACCCGAUCUACCCACCCUCCCCCUGUCCCCGCUGGCAGAACACACGCUAUGCAUGCCGUCGACCCUCGCCACUCUUUUCGCGCAACCAGCCGCUCAUCGCCGAACUCGAGACGAUCCGCAACGAACGCCGCCUGACCGGCGACACGUACUCGGAAAUGGCCUACAUGCGCGCCAUCUCCGCCCUGAAAGCCUUUCCCUUUCCCAUUCCGGACGCCGUACUGGACCCGCCGGACGUGUUCGACGCGGCGCUGCUCGAGUUGCGGCUAAGCGAGGUGGAGAAGCUCAAGGGUGUGGGUAAGAAGGUGUUCAGCCUCAUCAAGCAAUUCUACUCUUUCAAGGGGGACAAGAAGGAGGGGAGGAUUGUCGAGGCGAAAGUGAUACGCAGGGACAAAGCCGUGUAUGUCAUGAACGCCUUCACGGAGCUGUAUGGGAUUGGACCCAUCGGUGCGCGCGAGGCGUACAACGGCGGUGCGAGAUCAUUCGCGGAUGUCCUGCAUCGUGGCAAGUCGUUGGCCACACAUCUGUCGGCGAAAGAGUCGGUUCGAAUCUUGGGGGAUCUCAGGAAACCGAUAGGCAGGGAAGAGUGUAGAGCCAUCACGGAGGAUAUCAUGAAGCUGGUCCGAGCGGUGCUGGCGGACGAGGUGCAGGUCAAGUACGAGAUCUGCGGAGGGUAUAGGCGCGGGAAGGAGCGAACGUUUGAUCUCGACGUCAUCAUCGGGCAUGGCGAAGCGCCCAGCCGAGCGCUACACAUGCGCCUGUUGGACGAAAUGAAAAGCAAAGGCCUCAUCACCCACAUCGUCAACGUGAGCACUCCCGCUUCGUCCCUUCUGGACCCCGAACCCACCGCACCCUCUACCAGCAGCACCAGCAACGACGGCGUGGCAGUCCACAUCGACAUCGCCAACAUCGUCGUGCUCCCCAGCCUCUCAUCCUCUUCCUCUCCUCACCCCAUCCACCGGCGCGUAGACCUGGUCUUCUGCCCGCUCCGCGUCUACGGCGCCACCGUGCUCGGCUGGACCGGCAGCAUGACGUUCGAACGCGACCUCCGACUGUGGGCGAAGAGCAAAGGGUUCAACUUCAGCUUUGACGGCUUGACCAACCUGGCCGAAGAGAGUCUGGUCGAGACAAGGGAUGAACGGGAUGUGUUCGAGGCGCUGGGGUUGGAGUGGGUGCCCCCGGAAUGGCGCAACUGUGACGCUUGA